Lolium perenne is the source of this 1375-nucleotide messenger RNA. Its product is annotated as putative F-box/LRR-repeat protein 23. The record is from RefSeq and is a predicted model, not a curated record. NCBI's taxonomy places the organism in Eukaryota, Viridiplantae, Streptophyta, Magnoliopsida, Poales, Poaceae.
GACACGAGCAUAGCUCUGAUUCUUGGCGGCGAAGUCGUGCAUAGCAUGGCAAAUUGGCAACAACCGAAAUUUUAGUGCGGGAAAAACGUUUCCGAUGAUUCCAUCCGUGAACGAGGCCUUGAUUGUCGCCAACUUCCCCCCACGGCCAGAACGAUCACCAAACCUAACUCCAUCCAUUUCCUACGACGCCGUGCUGGUGCUCCUCCAGACCUCCAGUCCUGAGCGGAACCCCCGUGGCUGCCGAUGAUGGGGGUGGCGUCGACGGAGACGAGGGACUGGGCGGAGCUGCCGUGGGACGCCCUGACGACCGUCUACGGCAAGCUGGGCCUGGCGGGCACCCUGGUGGGCGCCGUCCAUGUGUGCAGCUCCUGGCGCCGCGCGGCCGCCCACGAGCCCACACUGAUCCGCGCCGGGGACGACGGACUCCUCCUCUCCCUCGCCCAGCGAUUAUCAUCGCUAAGGAUCCUUCGCCUUGUAUCAUGCUACAGCAUAUCUAAUGAAGGAUUUAUCGAGGCAAUACAAAAGUUGACACUUCUUGAGGAGCUCGAGAUUUCACUUUGUAAAAAUAUCUUGCCAGAGGCAAUUGAGGUUGUUGGCAAAGCUUGCUCAUGCCUGAAGCGUUUCAGGCUGAGCAACGACCGCUUCUACUGUUUCGAAGAUGAGUACUCCAAUAAUCAGGAAGCAAGGGGGAUCUCGGCAAUGCUUGAGCUACGCUCCCUUCAACUUUUUGGCAAUAACCUCAACAACCAAGGACUCAUAUCCAUCCUUGACAACUGCCCACACCUGGAGUUCCUCGACAUUCGCAAUUGCUUCAACAUUAACAUGGACACAGCGUUGCAGGUCAAGUGUGCCAGGAUUGAGACACUUAGGCUUCCUGAUGACUCAACUGCGGACUACGAGUUUCCUGUCAAAAGCCCCAUUAGGUAUUGUUCUAAUUUUGCCCCUGACUACAUAUGCGAAGAACAUUGGGCCAUCAGUAUAUUCGAGGAGGAUGAAGAUGACUAUCUUUCCCGUGAGUUUUAUCCACCUGAGGAAGAUUUGCUUGAAAUCGAUGACACAUCACGCUUGGAGGAAGAUGGAGAAAUCCCUGAAGACGAGGAAUCUAUGAUGUUAGAUUACUAUGCGACCCUGCACGAGACUGGAUUGGUCUAAGGUGAACUCAAUGAGGAUAUCUGAAUGAUCCAAAUGAUAGGUCCGCUCUGCAGUGAGUAUUGCCAGUCCUGUUGCCCCAGUCAGAGCCAUGUUUUCCUAGUUCCAGCAUACAUGUUUGUUUCCUCCCCUACUAUACGUACGGAUGAUCCACUGGUUCUGUCAUUUGCAUACCGCCUCCUAGUUACAGUUACUCAAUGAACUUAUUUCUUAUAUGUGCCUCUGA